This is a messenger RNA of Westerdykella ornata, 1086 nucleotides long. Its product is annotated as amino-acid transporter arg-13. The record is from RefSeq and is a predicted model, not a curated record. The transcript is spliced from 2 exons. Gene Ontology annotation, biological process: mitochondrial L-ornithine transmembrane transport. Gene Ontology annotation, molecular function: L-ornithine transmembrane transporter activity. NCBI's taxonomy places the organism in Eukaryota, Fungi, Ascomycota, Dothideomycetes, Pleosporales, Sporormiaceae. Bases 1 to 1086 code for a protein of 361 amino acids.
AUGGACCUCAAUCCCAGUCCCGCAGUAACGGUGAACGGGAGCGGAGCUCCCUUCUCAGAAAACCUCAUAUUGGACUCCUCCGGCAUUAACAGGACUACCCCCACCAUCAACCCCACCACAGCGCACAACCAAGGCGCCGAAGCCCUUAAAGACGUCGUCUGUGGCUCUGCAGCAGGCAUUGUAGGAAAAUAUAUCGAGUACCCGUUCGACACGGUCAAAGUGCGCCUGCAGUCGCAGCCAGAUCACCUCCCGUUACGGUACACAGGACCGCUGGAUUGCUUCAAGCAGGCGCUGAGGCAGGAUGGGUUCUUGGGCAUCUAUAGGGGAAUCAGUGCACCGUUGGUGGGUGCAGCGGUGGAGAAUGCGUGUUUAUUCUUCAGCUACCGCAUCGCUCAGGACGGAAUCCGCGCCUCCGGCCUCAUCCCUUCCCCCUCCACUACAUCCAACGACCUCCCCUACUCCGCUCUCCUCCUCUGCGGCGCCUUCUCUGGAGCGGUAACAUCCCUCUUCCUCACGCCCAUCGAGCUCGUAAAAUGCAAAAUGCAAGUCCCGCUCGAGGGACCCUCGUCUUCCGCUUCCGCCUCUACCCUCCGCAAACCCACCAUCCCCGCCAUCAUCGCCUCAAUCUACAGGCACCACGGCCUUAUGGGGUAUUGGCACGGCCAACUCGGCACCCUGAUCCGCGAGACGGGCGGCGGCGUCGCCUGGUUCGGCGGCUUCGAAGGAAUGAAAUUGCUCUUCCGGCGCUCUUCUUCCACUACCGGCGAGACUAAGACUGACGAUGACCUCCCCGUCUACCAGCGCAUGCUCGCCGGUGCCGCGGCCGGCGUCGCCUACAACUUCCUCUUCUACCCCGCCGACACGGUAAAGUCGCGCAUGCAGACGGAGGAAGUGAAGGCAUUGACUGGAGAAGCGAGGUCCACCUUUAGUACCGUUGGACGCGCGAUAUGGAGACAACACGGACUCAGGGGUCUGUAUAGGGGCUGCGGGAUCACCUGUGCGAGGAGUGUGCCGAGCUCGGCGUUCAUCUUUACCGUGUAUGAGGAGUUGAAGGGGCGCUGGCCCGAGGGGAGGAAGGAAGAAUAG